AGUAUUAUACUCAAGUUCACGUGACUGUUCCACAGAGUCACAUGGCUGUCCAAAAGUCUCAUUUGCUUGCAAAACACCAGUGACUGCUAUAACGGAAUGAACGCAGCUGAGGUGACAACAUGGAGUGAAUAUUUGGAUUAACCUGCAGGACAUGAUAGAGUUUGUGUCCGGAUCCUGCGAGGUGAGAUCAUCCCCUGAAUGUUUCUUUACUUUACACGACAUUAAAAUGCGUGUGAGGGGGGGCAGCCACAUGACAGAAGCUGCUCCAAGAGCUUCCUGAUACUGAAGUUGACCAGGUUUAUGGGUUUAAAACACCAGAUACUCUGUGUUUCUAGGUAAAAUGGCGCUGUCGGUGCCAUCGUUUGCACUCCUGGCCUUUGUUUUCCUCUCAGCUGAAGUGACCCUCUGUGCAGGUAACACAAUAAAACAGGAAGACUGGGUUACAUUCGUAGGGGAGAGUGGGGUAAGUUGAGCCAAAGGGUAAGUUGAUCCACCCCCUGUUGCUUGGUAAUGGUAAAAGAAAUUGAUCAUGUGACCAAAUAUUUAGGAGAUGGACAUCAAAUUAUGGAGUCUGUGAAGGUUAGAAGCACACGAGUGAAGGGGUUAGACGUUUAUUUCUAAAAAAAAAAAACAUUUUUUACUCUUGAAAGUGAAUUUAGUCUGUGAUAAGUUUUAUUAGAAUUGUGUUCAGACCAAAAAUGAUCAUUUUAAAUUUGUUUUAUACAUCAAUUGUGGUAUCUAUGAGCUACAACAUGAGGUCAAAACCCAAACAUAAAAGUCCACCAUUUUAGCUUAGAGGGCUAAUAAAGUCAUAAUAGUCGUUCUGUGACUCACCUGAGAAAGUAAAGGAGUCUGAGGAGAGGAUCAGAGUUUCAGUUCAGAUUGUUGAAAUGUGUUACUUUUUUCUUUUCAAAAAUACAGCUGUGAAUGUUCUGGAUCACUUAAAGACAUUCUCAUGUUAAAAUGGCUUUUUACAAAACAACUUUUUUAGCAGUUAUAUGCAAUAAUAAUAAAAAGAAUUAUUGUACCAGUUGAAUUGUGUAUAACAGAUAAAAAUACACAUGAAUGUGAAGAAGUGACUGUUAUUUAGGGAGAGAGAAGGUGAGGGUGGGCUGGGGUGGAGAGUGGGGGAGUAGUAGGGAUACGGCUCAACUUACCCAGCUCCUAUGGUCAACUUACCCCAUACACGGGGUAACCAUAGGAGACCACAUUUUUCAGCAUGCUAUAUUAUCAAGACAGUUAUGUUUACACUCAUUCUGUUAGUUUGCAACAAAAUAUAAAAAAUGCCUCAUCUUAGCCCACUCUCCUCCACAUACAUUACUUAACACAUGAAUGACAUCAUGUAUCUAAUCAUGUUUCUCGGCCCUUUCUCUCUCCAGGAAGUGAUAAAUGUAUCGCCAGACGCUUUGACCAUGAUUCUGUGGUGUGUGAGUGUAAUUCCACUUACUGUGACAGUGUUGGGUCGGUCACUUUGCCUCCUCUGGGUCAGUACUCCUCUUAUGUGAGCAGCAUGGCAGGCAGCAGACUGGAGGCAGCCAAGGGUCAGGUCCAGCUUAACAGUACAGGGGCAGGUGAGUGAUGAGUGAUACUCCACUGUCAUGUCUCUACUGCUGUAGCAGGUUUAGGGCAUCUCCAAUGUUUACUAUGUGUGUCUUUCAGCUCUCAGGUUGACUAUUGUUCCCUACCAGAAGUACCAGAGGAUCAGGGGAUUUGGAGGUGCUAUGACAGACGCAGCAGCCAUUAACAUUCUGUCACUGUCUGCGGGUGCACAGGACCAGCUGCUGAGACAGUACUUUUCACCAGAAGGUACCCUGAAGUGGGCAUCUGUUACCACUGUUAGCCAUGUUUGAGAGAAAAUAUACAUUUUGUGUGCAUUAUCAAGGUCAUACAUCAUCGUGUGAAACAUGACCGUUGAUUGCAGAAAAAUCAAGGAUUGAGAUACAUCCCUUAUUUCAAAAAAGCUGAGACAAAACAUAAAAUGUUGAUAAAAACAGAUUUAAAUAGAGGAUUACAGCAGCUCAACAAUUUCAUCUCAUCUUUGUCCUGUUCUGUAUUUGAUGUCUUUGAUGGAUGACAGAGCAGGACUGCAGGCAGGCCAGUUAAGCAUCUUAAACCAUCUAGUACUGAACCAUGCUGUCGUAAUUCAUACAUACAGAAUGGAUUUCUCUUGCUGAAAUGCACAAGGACAUUUUAAAAAGUUACUGUCUGAAUGGUAAAGUAGCAUCUGCUUUAUUCAACAAAAAGGCAGCUGGGGUUUAGGUGCGCUUGCAUCUGUGACUCAUUCAAUUAUCAGUCCAGUUUGAGUGUUAAAAGUGGUUUUAUUGUUCCAAAAAAGAAAAGAAAACACACUGAUGUGGGUCCAAAACUUACGCCUUCAAAUGAAAAAGUGAUAUGAUGAAAUGAGGUUAGAACAGGAUGAGUGAAACAGUUAACAGAAAAUUAUCAGAGCUUACCACAACCCAUUGUCUGACUACACCGGUGAGAUUUAAAUAACCCGCCAAGAAUCCCAAAACCACACCCUCAGUGACAGUCCUUGGAAGUGACGUACCUUGUAGAAAUCAUAUUUUCAACAAAUAUAUUUUGGCUCUUACAGGUAGCCUAUGUUACCCACCAUUACAGAUACUGGCCUUGAAUUGUGUGCUAAUAACAAGCUGAGUGCUCCCUUUCUUUCUGGUGUAGAAUAUGUGAGGCCCAAGAUGAGCAAAAAUAAUGUUAAUCUUGAUUUGUCAGCAUUUAGGAUGGUUUUCUACUUGCUUCAGUCCAGUAAGUGGGCUUAUUGAACUAAACCAGAUAUAUUUGGAUAAAGCAAAAAACUAUGACUGACACUGAAUUUCUAAAGUGAUUUUGAGCCCAUGCUGUGAUUUCUACUUUGACUAUAAAGAUCUAAGAUAUUUAGUAUUGGUUUUUGGCCUUGACUCUUUUGUACAGACAUUUUGCCAAGAUUCUCAGACUUUUAUACAGUAUUAUGUACUGAAGAUGUUUUUUUGCAGUUUCAGGCCCAGGAACAUUAUUCUGACAUUUGUGAACCAUUUGUGCACCCAGUCUCUCCCAGAGUGGUGAUCAUCUUACCAUCUCUACUUCUGAGAGACAGCCUCUUUAAAAUGCCCUUUUUUUACCGAGUCAUGUAACUAACCUGUUAUUACACCUGAAAAGGUUGAGGGAUGUCCUUCAGGAUCUUUUUUUCUAGCUUUGUGCGUCUUUUUCAGUGUUUCAUUGUCCAUAUCUGAACUUUUUUCUGUGUGCAUCAAAUUGAAAUAAGUAUAUAUUUUUCAUAAAACAAACUUUUUUUUCUGUUGAAAUAUUUGACAUGUGGUCCUUUCCCAAUUUCAAGUUAAUAAAGGUUUAUAAUGUUUUGCAUUCCUGCUCCAACAAGAUGAAUAAUACUUUUGACACACUACAUGAGGUGUCUAAAUGUACUGCUUAUUUGUUCUUGCAUCAUCAGCUCCCUUAACGUUGAUCAGCCUCUCUUGUACCAGUUAUAAUCGUCAAAGAGCAUUUUUCAAACACUAGCAUAUUAAAUAUAGAUUUACAUAUAAAUAUAAGUCUUUUCAGUUACAUCUGCUGUGUCCCUGCUGCAGGUAUCGGCUACAGUGUGGUCCGUGUCCCUAUGGCCAGCUGUGACUUCUCCACCCAUCUCUACACAUACGCCGACACACCUGGAGACUACAGCCUGGAUAAUUUUACUCUGGCUCCCGAGGACGUCAAUAUGAAAGUCUGUUAUUUCUACUGUUAUCACUCAUGCACAUCUUCAUCAUUUCCUCUCUCUGAUAUCUCUUCCUCAUUCUUGUCUUUCUCCUUUUUUUUUUUUUUCCAGAUCCCUCUUCUGCUGCGUGCUCAAGCCUUGUCACCUCGCCCCUUGUCUCUGCUUGGUAGCGCUUGGAGCGCCCCCGCCUGGAUGAAAACUAACGGUGCACUUAUAGGAAAGGGAUCCUUGAAAGGCCAGCCUGGGGGCAAGGAGUACAAAGCCUGGGCUCAUUACCAUGUUAGGUAACAUGUGAGGCCUCACCUGAAUGUAAUGUUACACAUUUGUGAUGCUCAUUAAAGAGAAAAGUCACUCUGCUGGUUGUUUUUCUUCUUUUCUCUCAGGUUCCUUGAGGAGUAUGCUAAAUAUAACCUGACCUUUUGGGCCCUGACAACAGGGAACGAGCCCACUGCUGGAGAGAUGACACACUACAGGUACGUUAUUUCACACAGGAUUAACCCUCAUCAUGGCUCUUAAAUUUCAGACUAGAGAAGUAUCUUUACUGCAGUUUCCAGGCUCUGGGCUUCACUCCUGAGCAGCAGAGGGACUGGGUGGCUCUGGACCUGGGUCCCGCUCUACACGCUUCAUCACACCCCCAAACACACAUCCUCAUACUAGAUGACAACCGCCUGCUGCUGCCGCACUGGGCGAAAGUGGUGAGUCCAAGGACAGAUAGAGGGAGAGAAAGUCAUGGUGAACUUUAAUGUACCUUAGGCUACACUGGUGUUAAGUUUUGAUUUGGGAAUUAAAGCAGUUAAAGACUGGAAAAAUAGAUAUAGUAGCAUUGGGAUAGAAAGUGUCCUCAACAGUUUAUGCUGGAAUAGAGAAGCUAAGAGGUAAGAAAAGGUGUUAAGAUGCAGGGGUGUCCACUCUUUGUCUCCAAAAUUUACAAUUCAUCAGACAGAAAUCAACCUUGAAAGAAUCAUUUGUUUGUGUUGUAUUUGCAGGAGAUUUCUAUUCACUUAUACAAUAUAAAGACAAUAUUAGCAAAAAAAGAGUUAAUCUGAAAUCAGCUUUUUCUUCAGGGUAAAAAAAAUGCUUUUUAGGUUUCUUUGAGUUUUUUCAGUACCACAGAAAACUAUUCUUUCAUCUAUUUCACAAUCAGAUUGCCUACAGUUUCAAAAUAUGACAGAGAUUUAGUAAACUAAGAUUAAUAUUGACAGUCACAGAAUUCAUCAGGACUUCCCUGUAGUAUACAUUAACAGUUAAAUUGCAUAACAAGUUGUAUGAAUGCAGCCACAUCCCAGAUGACCAACAUGAAAAUGGAUGAAUGAAUCUAUUUAUCUCAAUCACAUAUUUGCUUGAGACAACACCAAAAAACGAUGACACAAUAAGCUUCCUGGCUCUGCCCACUAUUGUCUUGUGGCUGACGGCGGUGAGAGGAGUGAUGUUGCUGACUAAGUUCUUUUUGAAGGAUUCAUCAUCCUCCUGCAUGACGAUCAACUGUCCUGUAAAACCUACUCAGAGUGGUCUGUUGUAUAUCGUCUCCUAACAGCUUUAAAUAAGAUACAAAAUAUUUUAAAUCAACAUUUCUGCACAAUGAAAGCAAGAGAAAGAUAUUCCUUACUGUGUAUAAUUUUUGUUUUGUUUUGUUUUUCUUCUUUGAAGAAGCCAUAGUAAAUGAUUUUAGACUUAAAGGGAUAUUCCGGCGUAAAAUUAAUUUGGGGUCAAACACACCGUAACACCGAGUUAGACACCCCCUCGAGAGAUAAAUGUUGCCGACCGCUUGCUUCUCUAGUUAUACCAACUUCAAUAACGACCGCACGCUAGCAAUACACAGCAGUCUGAGGAGCCAUAAACAAACCUCAACCAAAACGCCACUCUAUAGCCACAAAUAAUGUUCAGAACAGCACCUAACUUCAUCAACAGUACAUAUAGGGUCCUAGCCAUAGUACUAGCCAGCUUUGCCUAAUUUCUUGUCUAAUGUUCUUCCUUGAGCUGCAUCACCCUGCAGCAGUCUGUAAUGGAUUUGCCCGAGGUGUCGCUACAAACAAGCAGCUGCGGGAAGAGAGUUGGUGAGUUGGGUUAAGUCUCUUUGCUAAAGAAAUGAGGCAAAGUUAAAAAGAUGUUUGGUGGCCAGUGCUAUGGCUGGGACCCAGUAUGUACUGUGUGGCUCCUCAGACCACUGUGUAUUGCUAUCGUGCGGUCGUUACUAAAGUUGGUAUAACUAGAGAAGUAAGUGAUCAGCAAAAUUCAUCUCUCAAGGGGGUGUCUAACUCGGUGUUACGGUGUGUUUGACCCUAAAUUAAUUUUACACUGGAUUAAGACCCUCUCAGAAGGUGAUCCUGCAGCCUAUCUUUUAUACACUUUACAUGGGCACUCAGUUUGACUCAGUACUUUCCUCUUGUCCUUCAGGUAUUAAGUGAUAUUCAUGCAGGAAGGUACAUUCACGGUGUUGCAGUACACUGGUACAUGGAUGGCUUUGUUCCUCCUGAGAUAAGCCUGGGUGUCACCCAUCACCUGUACCCGGAGUAUUACCUGUUCGGCACAGAGGCGUGUUCAGGCUGGAGCCCUCUGGACAGAGGGGUGAAGCUGGGUAGCUGGGACAGAGCUGAACAGUACGCACACGACAUUUUAGAGGUGAGAUAAUCUCUGUUUAUGCAUGAAGGUUCAGCCUGUUCAGUCACAUCCAUUGUAACAGAUGUGAGUUUGACAGGCUGGGAGCUGUAAGGUGAAUCACCUCCCUCCAUGCUGCAGUGCAGGUUUUCAAAGUCGCUCUCUGCUGCACAAAGUGCCUGAAGGCCAGCAAAGCAUGCUGGAACUGGUGCCCGGUUUCUCCUGUCUUUGCUCUUAGGAAAGACUGUCUUAUCCAUUUUGAACGGGUGCAUUCAGGUGCUUGAGAAUCAGAGUGGAUUUGUUUAUGUAGAUGUGUUGUCCUCCUGACAUUUAAAUGAAACAGCAGGCAGCAGUCCAGAGGAUUCAUUUAGAGAAAACAAAACCGCUUACAAUAAAAGCUACAGACUAGACGCUAACCUGUGGGUGUCUCUUUCUCUAUAUGGCAGGACUUAAAUCAUUAUGUGGUGGGUUGGACUGACUGGAAUCUGGCAUUGGACCAGACUGGUGGGCCAAACUGGGUGAAAAAUUUCGUAGACAGCCCUGUAAUAGUAGAUGCAAAGCGAGACGUCUUCUAUAAGCAGCCCAGCUUCUACAGCAUGGCCCACUUCAGGUACAGACACUGGACCACAGACAAACUUUUCACAGCCAUUAACUUUUUCCAAGCCUUCUUUGACCAAACAACUAUUUUCACACACAGCAAGUUCCUGUCAGAGGGGUCUCAGAGAGUGGGUGUGUCCAUCAGCGAGGGAACAAAACUUGAGUAUUCAGCCUUCAUCAGACCAGAUGGCUCAGUGGUGCUCAUUGUACUCAACAGGUAAGAAAUGUAAGAUGAGUAAUCAUGAGCGAAUGAAAGAGAGAUUUUUGAUCGGAUUGUUUUUUUGGGGUCUUUCUAGGUCAUCAACAGUGAUCCAGUUUGAAGUCUGGGACCCGACUGUGGGCUACAUCCCGUCUGUUGCUCCUGCUCAUUCAGUGCUUACACUUGCGUGGAAUACACACUGAUCAGUGCUCUGAGUCAGAAGCUUCUAACACUGAAGUGAUUUUUUUUUUUUCUUUACAGCACUUGUUUGAUAUCAAACCAAUCGGCUCCACAUUUCCAAUCUAAUGCUGUGUUCAAGUUACCUCGGAAGUCAGAUGUCGGAGCUGAAAAUGACGUCACACCCGAGUUCCCAACAUUUCAGUUACCAAGUCUGAAAAGAGCAGAAUCGGAGGCCUGGAA
Messenger RNA from Xyrichtys novacula (pearly razorfish), 7514 nucleotides. The record is from the annotation of a GenBank genome assembly. Lineage: Eukaryota; Metazoa; Chordata; Actinopteri; Labriformes; Labridae.